Molecule: messenger RNA, 915 nt
Organism: Spinacia oleracea (spinach)
Lineage: Eukaryota; Viridiplantae; Streptophyta; Magnoliopsida; Caryophyllales; Amaranthaceae
Product: auxin-binding protein ABP19b-like
Exons: 1
Coding region: 74-706 (210 amino acids)
Molecular function (GO): manganese ion binding
Source: RefSeq, a predicted model, not a curated record
CAAUGAAAUUCAACAUACAAACUACAAACAACUACACAACUCACACUCAUUUUCAAAAACAUUUCAAUUAAGCAUGGACCUUUCCAAAAUUUUCAUUAUCUUCUCUCUCAUGGUUUCUUUCACGUCCGCCACCAGUGUUAUCGACUUUUGUGUGGCGGACUUCAACUUUCCUGUUACACCAGCAGGAUAUCCUUGCAGGAAUCCUGCUAACCUAACAGUGGAUGACUUUGUUUUUUCAGGUUUGAGUGUCGCUGGUAACACAUCAAACAUAUUCAAUGUUGGUGUAACUGCAGCAUUCGACCUUACUUUCCCUGCCUUGAACGGUCUAGGCAUUUCAUUGGCACGGUUAGAUAUAGGAGUGGGCGGAGUUGUUCCAAUCCACUCACACAGAGUAUCAGAAGUUAUCCUGAUGAUUGAAGGAACUAUUAUUGCCGGGUUUAUAGGUUCAGAUAACACUGCGUACUAUAAAACGUUGAACAAGGGAGAUAUUAUGAUAUUCCCACAUACGUUACUUCACUUCCAAGUUAACGUAGGCGAUGCUCCGGCUCUUGCAUUUGUUAGCUUAAACAGUGCAAACCCUGGUUUCCAAUUUAUUACCACUUCUAUUGGAGCAAAUGAUCUACCAACUGAAAUAGUUCAAAGGAUCACUUUGUUUGAUGCUGCACAAGUGCGCAGGGUCAAGAGACUCUUUGGUGGCACUAAUUAAAAAUAUAUAUUUCAUAUUCAUAUAUUUGAAUGUCACUUGAUUAUGUGUGUUACCUUUCUAGUUUCUACUACUUGUCAUGUCAUGUUAAAAUUUAUGAAAAUGUAUGUUGUAUAAUUGAAUAAUAAUAGGUACGAUGUCGAUUAUUGAUCAUAAUUGUACUAGUUUUAUUUUCCUCGUCAAUAUAUAAAUAAAAUUGUUAGUAUUUGUGA